Molecule: messenger RNA, 5247 nt
Organism: Ostrinia nubilalis (European corn borer)
Lineage: Eukaryota; Metazoa; Arthropoda; Insecta; Lepidoptera; Crambidae
Gene: Dgk
Product: diacylglycerol kinase 1
Exons: 24
Coding region: 245-2713 (822 amino acids)
Biological process (GO): diacylglycerol metabolic process; intracellular signal transduction; lipid phosphorylation
Cellular component (GO): plasma membrane
Molecular function (GO): ATP-dependent diacylglycerol kinase activity; calcium ion binding
Source: RefSeq, a predicted model, not a curated record
GGAACGAGCGGUCGUGUCGCGUGUAUUCGCCCGAAAAAUCUCCGGAAUACAUGUGUUUUGACAAGGAAAACACUAUAUGAGGAUGUUCGACGCACAAAAUGUCGUUUAGCCGAGAAAUAUGCGUGAGAAUACCGCGAUGUUGAUGAAAACUAAUUUGUUGUUAUCAAAUCGAAGUGUUUGUUUGAAUUCUAGUGUUGUAGUGACGUGCGUGAUGUUUUUGAAUUUGGGAUUUUAAAAAAGUGUGAUGCCUAAUACGACGACUGGCAGUGGCUUCCAGUGGGAUAAACUCUCCCCGGCAGAGUUCCAGCAACUCCAGGAGCUAGCAUCGUAUUCAAACAGAAAACUUCAGGAUGUCCUCAACGAGUUCUGCGAAGUCAAGAAACAGAGUCCUGAUGGGGACAUCGACUAUGAAGGCUUCCGGUGGUUUCUGGACACCUUCCUCGAGGUGUCCACUCCUGAUGAGCUCACCAGACACCUAUUCCUACACCUUUUCCUUUCGUUCGUGCGCCGCGACCGGCGCCCGGCCCUGCGUGAGAUGGCGGCGGCGAGCUCGGCCGCCGCCUGCGCCGCUGUCACGGCUCAUGCUGACCAUCAGCUGUGCCUGGAGCGGCGCCACGAGACCAGCCCCAGCCACAGCCAGAUGUCCAGGAACUCCAGUCGGAAGAGCAGCAACUCGCUGCGCGUCAACCAGUCCACCAAGAUCGAAGACUUCAAGCACCUCAUGCGUCGUCCGUCCACUAUAGAAGUCCACACCGCGCGGGUGUCCCUUAAGGAUAUCGUCUGCUACCUGUCCCUGCUGGAAGCGGGCAGGCCUGAAGACAAACUAGAAUUCAUGUUCCGUCUGUAUGACACCGACGGGAACGGAGUCUUGGACACCAAUGAAAUGGAUUGCAUCGUCAACCAGAUGAUGACCGUCGCCGAGUACCUGGGAUGGGAGACGUCGGAAUUGAGGCCUAUUCUGCAAGACAUGAUGGUGGAGAUAGAUUACGAUGCUGAUGGCACCGUCUCGCUGGAUGAAUGGAAAAGAGGAGGAAUGACCACAAUCCCACUGCUGGUACUACUGGGCUUGGACACGAACGUGAAAGAGGACGGGGAACACGCGUGGCGACUGAAACACUUCAGCCGGCCGGCGUACUGCAAUCUGUGUCUUAACAUGCUGGUCGGGCUCGGCAAGAAAGGACUCUGUUGUAUAUUCUGCAAGUUCACAGUGCACGAGCGCUGUGUGCAACGCGCGCCAGCGUCGUGCAUCGCGACGUAUUCCAAGUCCAAGCGCGCGUCUGCUGCGCUGGCGCACCAUUGGGUCGAAGGUAACUGCCACGGUAAAUGCGCGCGGUGUCGAAAAAAGAUAAAAGGGUACAACGGCAUCACAGGCCUACACUGUCGGUGGUGUCACAUCACUCUGCACAACCGCUGCGUGGGUUCGGCGGGCGGCACGUGCCAGCUAGGGCGGCACGCGCGCCACAUCCUGCCGCCCACCGCCAUCCGCCCACUAGUGUUGGAUCGACAGCGAUCACUGCCGCACCAUGCACCGCACUUCCAAAUCACGCCGCCAGAUGGCAGCUGUCCCCUGCUGGUUUUUAUCAACCCCAAGUCAGGGGGACGGCAAGGGUCCAGAGUGUUAAGGAAGCUGCAGUAUAUUCUGAACCCUAGGCAGGUCCAUGACAUCGCUAAAGGAGGUCCUAUGCAGGGUCUCCAGAUGUUCAAAGAUGUAAAGAGCUACCGCGUCAUUUGCUGCGGUGGUGAUGGCACCGUCGGUUGGGUGCUAGAGACUAUGGAUAAGGUUCAAAUGGAAACGCAGCCUGCAGUGGGGGUGAUCCCCUUAGGUACGGGGAACGAUUUAGCGCGAUGUCUGCGGUGGGGUGGGGGGUAUGAAGGAGAGUCGAUCCACAAGAUAUUAGACAAGAUCGCUCGCGCUAGCACCGUCAUGAUGGACCGAUGGCAGAUUGACGUGGAAAACACUGCGAUGGAGUGCGAUCUACCACAGCUACCACAGUCAGUCUCUCACCCAACCACGGUUCCGUACAACAUCAUUAAUAACUACUUUUCUAUAGGAGUGGAUGCGGCAAUAUGCGUCAAGUUCCACACCGAGCGGGAACGGAACCCGGACAAGUUCAGUUCCCGCAUGAAGAACAAGCUGUGGUACUUCGAGUAUGCUACGUCAGAGCAGUUUGCUGCUAGCUGCAAGAACUUGCACGAGCACAUUGAUAUUGAGUGUGACGGCUCGUCGUUAGAGCUGAACAAAGGGCCGGCGCUACAAGGGGUGGCACUUCUGAAUAUACCAUACGCGCACGGGGGGUCCAAUCUAUGGGGGGCCAGCGGGGCCCAUCGGCGGGGGCGCUUCCCUAACGCACAGCAAGGUAACAACAUACGGGACUAUUCCCACCUCUCGUUCCCACCGCUGCAACUCCUGUCGUCAUUAACGAAUUUAUGUUUUUCAGAUAUUGGGGACAAGCUGAUCGAAGUCAUAGGUCUAGAGAACUGUCUACACAUGGGACAAGUGCGGACAGGUCUACGUGCAUCGGGUCGGCGACUGGCCCAGUGUAGUUCUAUCACCAUCACUACCAAGAGGACAUUCCCCAUGCAAAUCGACGGGGAGCCGUGGAUGCAGCCGCCGAGCAAGAUAACGAUAACCCACAAAAACCAAGUACCAAUGCUGAUGGGACCAGCCCCAGAGAAAGGCAGGGGAUUUUUCAAGCUCUUCACACACUGCUAACCGUCUCUUUUACACCUCGAAAAUUUACAAAAUACUCUGAGAUUUUUUAUCGAUCUACCCUCGGAUACAAAUUAUACUAAUAUGUAUAACGGGCGUCUGUUGUGAGUCGUUGUUUUAGGUACUUAAGUAUCGUAAAAGUAAGUAAUGCAGAUGAGUUGCUUUACAGUAGCAAAACUAAAAGGACGAAGCACACAUCAACCCGGAAACGGGUCGUAACUGUAUCAACUCGAGGCGGUCAGUAUUCUCUGUAUAAAAACUUCGUACUGUAACGCACACUUAUCCGCACCGUAACGUAAACGCCUCGUCUCACGGCGAAACCCUGUAAAUAAUAUAUUUUGAUGGUCUAAAAAAAGAGGAUUAUUAAAGAUCUUGAAACAUAUUUGGGGUUAAGCUCAGUAACUGACUGUACUUUACUGUACUGUACUCUAACUGUACUUUCUCAUAAGAUAUUCAAUCAAGAAAUAAAUGUUAACUUUCUUAAGCCUUUAACGGGCAUAAAAAGUCCAAAUUUUUCAUUGUUUUGGACCUUCAGGCAAUGGAAUAAAGUUCAAAAUGUGGUGGGAACUAUAUUCCCACUGCCGUAUAAAGGGACUCCUGAUCAGCUGAGAAUAAAUAUCUACAUAUUAAAAAUGGAGAUCACCAGUCCAUUAAAUUAUUUAACUUACUAUUGAUCCAUAUAAAAAGUAAGUAAAAAAAAAUGAAAAGUAAAAACUAGUUUUGUAUAAAAACCCUGUUACGCUAUUCGACACUGCCUGUCGUUGUAAUGUAACAAUAAUAUUAUCUAGGAAUUGAUGAAUAUUCUAUGAAAAAAUCUGCAACCGAACCUGAUUUUGAGAUUGAGAAUCUCUCAAACGAAUAUAACUUUUUAUAAUAAAACUGUCAAACGUUGCGUCUACCCAAUAUCUGAAAAUCAUAAUAUUUUUAAACGUUUAGAUAUAAAAUAUAAUAUAUCUAAAAUGUGUAUCAUAACAUAAAUGUUCCUUAACUUGUAAGUAUUUUAUUUAUUUAUUUCACUAAUAACAUUUUAGAAAUGUACAAAUAUUUGCCAUUUUAGAUCGUGCUUUUGCGACAUUAGUGAUUCUAUAUUAAAUAUUUUAUACAACAAAGGUCUGAAGAUACAUCGAUGCCACAUCGUUUAUUUUAAUCUUUAUAACGUAAUAAACACAAUAAAAAAAUAUUAAGGUUUUGUUAUUGUACCUACUGAUCACUGGUCAGCAAUUAACUGAUCACUGGUCAGCAAUUAACUGAUCAGUAGGUACUCAGUAAUAAAAAUACUGAAGUUCGGAUCAUUUGAUUACAGAACAGCAUUUUUUUGUAUUUAAAUUAUUUGCAUUAUUGUAGUUGACACUAGUAACCAACAAUUUUGGGGCAGAAUAAUACCACGGCAUGCAAUAUCUCGGUAUUUCAAUAUCAAUAUUAUCUAUGAGGGAGUUUUGACAGGUCAUAAAUAUGACGAUACUUGGUUUGUGGUGUCAACUUUACCAAUUGAUUGUAAAAAGAAACAAUUUGCAUUAGAGGCACAGAAUGUUUUUACGGCCUGGUUAAUAAAUUGACGAAAAUUAUUAGCUUUCAUUUAUACGUAGCAGUCAAUGCAAGUUUAGUUAAAAUAGAUUUUAAAUGCUUGUACCAAAUACCUGACGUCCAUUUUGCAAUUCUCGCAUAGAAUCAUAGAAUAUUUAAAAAUAUUUUGGAAAAUUUAGAUGAUAAUGUACCUAGAUGUUUGAUGUAUCGAAAUCUGUAUAGGACUUUUUAGUAAUUUAUCAGUUCGGAUGGUUUGAAUUUACUAAAUUUUUCAUAAUAUACGAAGUAAAAAUAGUAAUUUUAACCGCCGUAAAUGUAGCGUCAGAAGCAGUCAAAAUACGCGUUAAUUUUAAUUAUUAUAAUAUUUAAUGUAAAUGCAACCUUGAUUGUCAUGAGUGAACAGUUGUUCAAUUGUCACGAGUGAACAGUUGUUUAAUUGUCAGCUGCCACGAGUGAAUAGUUGUUCAAUUGUCAUGAGUGAACAGUUGUUCAAUUGUCAGCUGCUACGAGUGAAUAGUUGUUCGCCAAGAGUGAACAGUUGUUCAAUCAGUUGUCACGAGUGAACAAUAUUUUAAGUGAGUAAACAAGGGGUACGUUUUAUAUCAAUGAUUUUAUUAGUUUACCGAAAUACGUAUUUUAAAUUUUAACGAUGAUUUUAACGAAGUAUUUUAAUGGAAUUUUACAGGUCUAAUUUUAUACUCCAUCGCUUUAUUAAUAAGGUUUCGUAAUAUUUAUUAUUAUUAAUUUAUAAUUACUAUUAAAUAGGUGAGUAUGAUUACAUUGUUAUUUAAAAUGUUUUCUAAUAAGAUGUAAAAGAUCUGGUGAAUUGAGCUGAAAGUGAGUCUCUGAAAUUAUUUGUGUAGUUUCAAAAUUUAAAUUAAACUACUUUUAUUGGAAUUUUUAGUCCUGGUAUCUAUAUGGUAGAACAUUUCGUUAACAUAAAGUUAUCGAUUAACGAACGAUCUUAAACAUUUACACCAAAAUUUUUUUAAAAAUCUAAGUUUUAAAUUCAU